AUGGGCCCCUGUACCGCCUCCUCUUGCUGCUGCCAGGCCCGUAAUCUGCCAUGGGCCCCCGUACCGCCUCCUCAUGCUGCUGCCAGGCCCGUAAUCUGCCAUGGGCCCCCGUACCGCCUCCUCAUGCUGCUGCCAGGUCCAGAGUGUCUCAUGGGUCCCUGUACGGCCUCCCAUUGCUGCUGUCUCCAUCGCCACACUCUGCCAUGUGCCACUUUCAGAUCUCCUCACACUGCUGGUGGGUUCCAUUUUGUCAUAGGGUGCUGUAUGGCCUCCCAUUGCUGCUGCCUCCACCGCCACACUGUGGCUCCACACUCUGGUUUUGGCCCCGUGACUGCCCAAAUGAGUGAAGUGUGCGGUGAUUCUAAGAUCGACGGCACUCAUCUGCAUGUCAUACUGACUGACAGUAUUAUUUCUCUUCCCCAGCAGACUCCAAGGGCAUUUAAAUUAAAGGUACAGUGUUCUGCACUAAUAUAA
This is a messenger RNA of Staurois parvus, 474 nucleotides long. NCBI's taxonomy places the organism in Eukaryota, Metazoa, Chordata, Amphibia, Anura, Ranidae. The record is from the annotation of a GenBank genome assembly.